UGKGAUCUGGGCCGUGUGCACUUUACUUUCCUCUGCUGUUGCAACAGCUGGGAGAUCUAAAAAAGWAAAAAAAAAGGGGGGGUCAUGCCACUAAAUGUUGUGCUGGACGGGCCUCCCCCCUGGGGUUUCCGCCUGACAGGAGGAAAGGACUUCAACCAGCCCCUGACCAUCUCCAGGAUCACUCCUGGUAGUAAAGCGUCCAGUGCCAACUUGUGUGCUGGUGAUGUCAUCCUGGCCAUAGAGGGCGCCCCUGCUGCCAACAUGCUGCACUGUGAAGCUCAAAGCAAGAUAAAAGAAGCCAGCAAUCAGCUUCAUCUCACUGUWGAAAGGAAUGAAUCCAGACUAUGGUCUCCUCGUGUGAUGGAGGAAGGGAGAGCUCAUCCAUUUAAAAUAAAUCUGGAAGCAGAGCAGCAGGAACACAAACCAAUCGGCACAGCGCACAACCGAAGAGCUCAGCCGUUUGUCGCAGCCGCCAACAUCGACGACAAGCGUCAAGUGGUCAGCACAGCCUACAACACUCCCAUAGGCCUCUACUCCUCGGGCAACAUCCAGGACGCCAUGGAGGGCCAGAUCCGAGGCCUGGUUCAGCACAAGCCUGAGAGUCCCAGGACCCUGGCCACCAUUGAGGACUCUGAUGUGUACCAGAUGUUACUGAAAGACCAGGAGCAGCCCCAGGAGCCUCGGCAGUCUGGUUCCUUUAAAGCCCUGCAGGACUUUAUCGACAGUGAUGGCGCUCGGCCCAUUGUGACUCGGACCGUAAAAGCCCCCACAACCAAAGCUGCUCCACCUACAGGAAACCUGCAGAAACUGCCCAUCUGCAACAAGUGUGGGAAUGGGAUUGUUGGGACAGUGGUGAAAGCUCGGGACAAAUAUCAUCACCCCGGCUGCUUCGUUUGCUCCGACUGCGACGUCAACCUGAAACAGAUGGGCUACUUCCUGGUGGAGGGGCAGCUGUACUGCGAGAGUCACGCUCGAGCCCGAAUGAGACCACCGGAGGGGCACGACCUCGUCACCACAUUUCCCUCUGCGUAGAUCCUUCUUCUGUGGGCACAAAACACUUUGGCUAAUCCUCUCAGGUUCCACGAUCUGUAUUUAAUGUGUUUGUGUGUAGAAUAUUCUGAACAACACAACAUGCAGUCGUGACACGUUUUGAUCACAUUUCACAGCAGAUAGCUGAGCAAGCUUGUUAUUUAAAGAGGGAUUGCUUUUUAUCUGACAAGGGUCACUUCAGGAUAUUUUAAAUGAGUUUCUGUAAAAAGUUAUGAAUGAACAUAUUGUUGCAGAGAGCUCUUUAAACAACCCAAAUUCACAGAAGCAGUUUAUUUCUGACUGGACUGAUGAGUUAAAGGCUAGUCUGAGCAGGUCUACAACCAAAGUUGAUUUCUGUCAUCUUAAAAAAAACUCCAAUGUCAAAAAAACAUUUGUUUAAAAAAAGCCAUCUACGACAGGUAAGAUAAUUACUCACAACCUUUUUCACAGAACACUGCUAAACAAAUUUGRCUCAGAGAGGGACGAUCACCUUCAACUUUAUGCUUUAAUUUACUGCAGGACUUGAGAAAAAAUAGCUUAGAAACAAAAAAAUCCUCUUUAUCUAAAUGACAUGUUGUCUGAUACCYGACCUCUGAAAAUAUGAAGAUGUAGGUUUAUUGCCAGAAUGAGUAGAGAAUUGGAUGUUACAUUAAAAAUAUAAAAAUAUUAUUAAUAAUCCAUUUACAGAAUAAAAUGACAUCUUUGUGUUUAAUUUUAUCUGUGGAAKUUUAAUAAAACUUUACAACAUGAUGGAGUUGUUUGUUGUAAGGUGUGCACAUGUCUCAUAUAAAACAGAAUAUUUUGUUUUGUGAAAAUAAAAUCAUUUGCCUGCUAAAAAUC
Austrofundulus limnaeus is the source of this 1869-nucleotide messenger RNA. RefSeq names its product PDZ and LIM domain protein 3. The record is from RefSeq and is a predicted model, not a curated record. Gene Ontology annotation, cellular component: Z disc; filamentous actin; stress fiber. Gene Ontology annotation, molecular function: muscle alpha-actinin binding; actin binding. Gene Ontology annotation, biological process: muscle structure development; actin cytoskeleton organization; heart development. NCBI's taxonomy places the organism in Eukaryota, Metazoa, Chordata, Actinopteri, Cyprinodontiformes, Rivulidae. The transcript is spliced from 7 exons. The coding region runs from base 85 to 1032 and encodes 315 amino acids.